This is a messenger RNA of Drosophila busckii, 2925 nucleotides long. RefSeq lists its product as uncharacterized. Gene Ontology annotation, cellular component: ribonucleoprotein granule; mitochondrial matrix. Gene Ontology annotation, biological process: regulation of mitochondrial mRNA stability; mitochondrial RNA processing. Gene Ontology annotation, molecular function: RNA binding. The record is from RefSeq and is a predicted model, not a curated record. NCBI's taxonomy places the organism in Eukaryota, Metazoa, Arthropoda, Insecta, Diptera, Drosophilidae.
UACAUCAGCUGUUGGCCAGCGCGCUUAAUACUUUGCACAAUCACAAUGCGCAAUUUGUUUAUUAUUUAAUCAUCCUUUCUGUAUAAAAGUAGAUAAGUUCAAAUGUUUCUGAGUUACUUGCCGCGUUCGCCAUGCAAGUGUGGGCAAUACUUGUUGCAACUGCGUCAAUUGCAGUUACUGCGACGACAUGUAAACAACGGUUCCACACCGGCUUCGCUAGGAAAAUCACAUUGGCAAUACAUUAAGAGGUACCAGUUAGAACGACAAACCAGCAAUUUAAACUUGGACCGCAGUUACAGUAUUGAGAGUGGAACUGGAAAGCAGCAGCUGGCAAGAGAGUUGGAUGAUUGUGACAUGCCUGUUGAUAAUAUGCAAGAUGCACUAAGCUUGCGGCUUGGCCAAGCACUGGAUGCGCAGGAGUUGUUAGAUUUGCUAGCUGAAGAUUCAUUGCAAUUAGUACACUAUGUACAAGGAAUAUCAUUGCUUUGGGAGUACUAUCAGCGAUUGGACAUGGAGGCAAGGGCAGUAUUGACGAAAAGACUGCAAAGCGAGCUAUUGCCAGCGCUGCAACCGCAUAUAGCCCUCAUGGACACUAAUGAGUUGAGCUGCAGCUAUCUAUAUCUGCGCAAAAUGCAUGUUCCAAACAGCAAUGCCCAGGUAGAGCAAGCUGCUUAAUGCGUGCUCUGCAGAUCAUUCGAGAAUAACAUAGAUGGCGAGCUAUUGCCAUUGACAGCGUUAUCACGCCUGCUGGUGGCUAUUAAUCUGGAGCGUGAUUUCUAUACACCACUAGUAUGCCGCAACUUUAUGCCACAGUUGCAGCGGCACAUAGCCACCUGUCAGAGCGAGCAGGAGGUGCGACUAUUGGCUAUUUGCCUGUUUCAGCUGCAUCCGCUAAUUGAUGAGGAACUUUUAAGCGUAUUCAAGCAACGUGUGGAACAAUUGCUGCAGCAUGGUAUCCUCAGCAGUGACACGCCCAAAGCCCUGCUCAAAUUACUACACAUGCUAAACCUGCCAGUCUGGUCACAUCUGAACACAUCGCUUAUUAAACAGGUGCUCUUACAUCUGCGUCCAUGUCUGCUACAACUGGAACCAAGCGAUCUAAAGAGCGUCUGCCGCACCUAUCUGCAUCAUCAAGAGCCAGCUGCUCUGAUUGAACCACUCAAAGUAGCUACAGAGGCAUUGCUGGCACAGGAGCUCACACCCGAUGCUUUGGCUUGUGCCGUACCAUUUGCCUCGCUGCAGCAGCGCGACGCAUACUUGCAGCAGUUUCGCCAGCUGUUGUAUAGCGUCGAUGCUUGGCAGCUACCUAAUGCAAGUAGUCAUUUGUUCAGCGUGCUACGUGCCUUGAAAAUUGCGGAUGAACGCUUCUGCAAUGCCUACUGGAGAGCUGUCAUUGAAGAGCUCAAAAAGCAAGAAACUAAUUUGCAUUUUCUGCGCCACUGUCAGCAUUAUAUGAACUUUAAUAACAAUCUAGGAGGCACCUAUCGCCAUAACGAGCUCGAACGCAAGUUAAGCCAGCUGUGCCUGGCCGCCAUUGAGUUCGACGUGGCGGGUCGAAUGCCAUCCAAGUUUGCGCGCUUGGCCGCAUUUGUGCUAGCCUAUGGCCAUACACCAUUUGCCUGGAAGAAGUUUCCCAAUGUGCUGCUCAGCAAAAUGCUUACCAUGUCGGAACAGUUUAAUAUAAGCGAUUGUUUUCUAUUGAGUCGCGGCAUGCAGAUUGCCAGCGAGUUACGCUUUCGUCAACACGUGCCCAGUACGCUGGGCAUGCAGCUGGCCACUAUGGAUAGCAUACUCAUCUCCUGCGCUGAAAGACAUUUAACAAACAACGAGGAGCAGCCACUGAAUGCCGCCGAGCUGAGCGUCAUUGUGCGCACACUAAGUCAUCGCAAAUCUUUAAAAAACACUCAGGUUUAUAAGAACGCAUUAUCCUGCUACAAAUCGCUGAAGACACAUGAUCUUAGCUCACGUGUGGUGCGCGACAUGGCCUAUAAUUUUAAUAGUUCAAAUUUCUUUGUGCCCGAACUGCUGGAGUCCAUGUUCGAAUACAUUAAAGAUCAGCAUGCGCACAUAACUGGCGACACUGUGGAAAAAGUGCUCACCUGUGCCUACAACCUGGGCUAUACCCCACAAUCUAUAGAAUCAUUAGACUAUGCUGCUUUGGUGCUACUUCGCGACUUUGAUCACAUGAGUGGUCUGUCAUUGGUGCAAUCCUGUCUGGCGCUCUGUUUUUACAAAACGAUACCGGAGCAGCUGGUGAAUCAAGUAUUCUGCGUCAAGUUCAUACAGCGCAUUGAGGACGAAAUACAAAUCUGUUAUUCCAAGGCGACUUAUCCGGGACGUGUAUUAAAUCGUGUUAUGCAACUGAAUCGCACUGUCUGCUUGGAUAUGCCAGAGUCAAAUGUGCCCUGGUUUCAGCAGAACUAUGUAGAAGCGCAGCUUAGCAAAAAACCCAUUACGCACAGCGUCUUUAGUCAAGAGGUAAAGACACUGCUGCAACAAUUGCUUAAGAAUGAGAACUACUUUCGCUGCAAUCAUACCACGCCCUAUGGCUAUCAAAUUGACUUUGUGAUACACUUUGACAAGGACAAGAAACCAAUACCUGCACCACCUGUGGAAGCCACAAUGCUGGAUCGCAUCACCAAAGUGGCAAUUUUACUGCUCAAGCUGGACUCGUUCUGCGAAAACGAUCUGACUGCCCUGCGCGGUCCUGAAUCGCUAAAAAUAAAACAUCUUGAAAUGAUGGGCUAUAAAGUUCUGCAUAUCAACGAGCACGAUUGGAACUCCAAGUACAUGCUUGCGCCGGACGCCAAGGCUAACUACUUAAAGUGCCUACUGCAGAUUACACAUUGAUAUAGCAUAGCAUAGAUUUAUCAAGUUUUUAAGCUAAUAGAUAUUUUUCUAGAGCUGUUAAAGUUUAUACGUUGU